Messenger RNA from Euleptes europaea (tarantolino), 1488 nucleotides. It is a transcript of the gene NOP53, whose product is annotated as NOP53 ribosome biogenesis factor. The transcript is spliced from 13 exons. Gene Ontology annotation, biological process: ribosomal large subunit assembly; rRNA processing. Lineage: Eukaryota; Metazoa; Chordata; Lepidosauria; Squamata; Sphaerodactylidae. Gene Ontology annotation, molecular function: 5S rRNA binding. The record is from RefSeq and is a predicted model, not a curated record. The coding region runs from base 17 to 1441 and encodes 474 amino acids. Gene Ontology annotation, cellular component: nucleolus.
CCCCUCGUGUCCCAAGAUGGCGGGGGCUCCUGAGGCGGCCUCGGGCUUCCUGGGCUUCGGGCCCGGCUCCCGCGACCCGGCCCGGCCCCCCUCGCGGCGGGCGGGCGGGAAGGGCGCCCGGAACCGCAAGAAGGGCUGGAAGCGCUGGCGGGGGCCGGAGGCUCAGCUGGGCAGGGAGCUCGGAGAAUGGCUGCACGAGAAGGCGGCCGAGAUGCGGCAGCUGGGUGGCCCAGUGUCAGAGAAGCCUGAUGAAAGCCUGUUCUUUGUGGACACUGGCAAUGAGGAGAAAGGCCUCAAACAGAACCAUGCCAAAGAGAAACGGCUGAAGGUCGACUUGAUCCUACAGAUAGAUUCCAAAGUGCCUGCCCCCAAAGACAUCCUUGCCCACCAAGUCCCCAACAGCAAGAAGAUGAAGCGGAAGCAACAGCUGUGGCAGAAGCUGGCGGAGAAGGGGAUGGUUCCUCGGAAAGAGAGGCUUCUCCAGGAGAGAUUGCGGAAAGCCUCUACGGCAAAAGCCGCCUACAUGGAAGCCAGCAGCACCGCUGGUCCCUCCAGGGCAUUCUACGACAUCUGGUCGGACUCAAACCCACUGGAUCAAGCCCUAGCUGGGAAGGACACAUGGUUCCUGGAGCAGACCAAAAAGCAGCCAGUGAAACGUCCAGGCAGGCUCCUGAAGACUCCUUCACAGCUGCCGGCCGUGGAGGUUAUCGCCCCAGGGGGGUCUUACAAUCCCAGCUUCCAGGCUCACCAGGCUCUGCUCCUCCAGGCCCAUGAAGUGGAGUUGCGGAGACAGAAGGCCGAGGAGAAACUGGCUCGCCAGCUCCGCUUCCCCACAGCAGAUGAGGUCCCCACCCAGGAGAUGGUCUUCCAGGAACAGUGUGAGGGACUUCUGGAAGAGGGGGACUCUGGUGGCGAGGAAGAGCAAGGAGGCUCCUCAAAGCUGGUGGAGGCAGAGUGUCUGGCAGACUCUGUUCCAGCUCCACCUUUGCCCCUCACAGCCACGGGGGAGAAGAAGACGGAGAGGCAGCGGAAGAAGGAAAAGGAGGCCAAGCGGCUGAAAACCCGGGAGCUGAGCGAGAAGGCAGUGCGGCUUCGGCGCCAGGAGGUCUUCCGGCUGCACUCGAUCCGGCUGCAGGUGAAGCGCUGGGAGGCGGAGCUGCUGCGGCGGAAACAAGCCCGUGAGGCCCGGAGAAAGGCUGAAGCCGACAAGCCCAAGCGGUUGGGCAGACUUAAGUAUGAAGACCCAGAUCUGGAUUUGCAGCUGAGCGCUGAACUGGCGGAGUCUUUGAGGACGCUGAAGCCUGAAGGGAACAUCCUGAAAGAUCGUUUCAAGAGCCUACAGAAACGCAACCUCAUAGAACCCAGGGAGCGGGCAAAGUUCAAGAGGAAAUACCGUGUGAAAUAUGUUGAAAAACGGGCCUUCCGGGAGAUCACGUUAUAGAACAUGGAUCACACCACAGCAUUCUGGGAACUCCUCUAGUCUUCUGU